Messenger RNA from Fusarium subglutinans, 447 nucleotides. RefSeq lists its product as uncharacterized. The transcript has a single exon. The record is from RefSeq and is a predicted model, not a curated record. The coding region runs from base 1 to 447 and encodes 148 amino acids. NCBI's taxonomy places the organism in Eukaryota, Fungi, Ascomycota, Sordariomycetes, Hypocreales, Nectriaceae.
AUGGCCGAAGCCUUGGGCAUCGCCGGCAGCGCUUUCGGAACGGUCUCCCUGGGAAUCCAGCUGUUCACUCACAUAUCCAACUAUCUCAAUAGCGUCGAGGGCCGGGAUGAAGAUCUUGAGCGCGCAAAGAAUUAUGCGCUGGACUUUCAUUCAUCCUUAAUCGCGCUCGAGACAUUGGCUUCUACUACCGGUAUUAGCGAUGCCGACCUCGAAAGAGUGAUCAACCAAGGCCAAGCCAAUUGUGCGAGCGCUAUCAACAAUUUGUCAAAGAUGGUUGCACAACUAAAAGGCCAGGAUCCUAUACCCAACAGUCGCGCUUCAAAAGCCAGGGCUCUCUAUGUCAAACUCAAGUAUCCAUUCAAAAAGCAAAACUUGGACAACUUGGAGAACCAAUUAUUUAAUACAGUCAGCGCUCUAAAGUUCGCCUUGACAAUUUUGCAAGUGUAA